UUGAUAUUUCUCUCUGUAUAAUUUUUAAUAUUUAUAUUUAUUGAGAAAUACACCGUGUGCCCAUAGCGCUUUGAUCCUUGAGUAAACGUAGGGAUCGUUGGUAUCUGUAUUCAUUAUCUAGUACUUAUUAGUAAGUACUUUAAUUCAUGAUGUAUUAGUAAUAAACGCUAACGAUAAAUAAUACAUUCCGUCAUACUGGCGACAAAAAUUCAUACGUAUCAUGCAUUUUUAACAAUUAAAAUAUGCGAUUAAAAAUUCCUGGCCGCGAUUUUAAUGUAAUUAAAAUACGGCGCGUAUGGAAAUGAAUAUAUAUUCAAGAGUGAGAUAUCUCAAAUCGAUAUAUCGAAACAAGUACCUAACCUCACAUAUACUGUGGCGGAGACGCUUCCUGACAUUUCUAAUCAUUGCUGUUAUCGCCGGUCUGUGAUACAUGAUCGUCCAACAUGACAAUAGAAAAAAAAAAGAAGAUUCAAGGAACGUACCGCAGGGCUGAAUCAUCGGCUCUACUGAAUGCGUAUCACGUCUUUCCUAAUCUUUUCGUCGGUUUUUGCGAAAACGACGAAAAGAUUGCAACAAGAUCAUCGAAAGUGUAUUGCUACGUUAAACGCAGAAGAUACCGACGUUUCUGCUCUGUGCAUGAUCGAUGUGCCAAAGGUGAAAUCGUUAACCAGUGAAUCGCGAAAGUCGGAGCAUAACGAUGCACACAAUGUCGACUCUGGUGGAUGGACCCCGUUGCUGGUACUGGGUGGUGCCACAUGCUGCCUGGGAUCAGCAUUACCAGCAGGAUAUAACAUAGGCGUUAUGAACAAUCCUGCUCAUCUUAUGCAGUCUUUCUGCAAUGAUAGUGUCAGGGAAAGACACAGCGUACAGUUGUCCAAUCACGAGCUUCAGAUACUCUGGUCCACUAUAGUGUCGAUCUUUCUUAUCGGAGGUGUGUCCGGAUCGUUGGUCGCUAGCUGGCUAAGCGACAGAUUCGGACGGAAAGGCGCGCUAUGUGUCGGAAAUAUUUGCGGAAUUGUAGGAGCUAUCCUGUUCCUGCUCGUACGAACUGCAAACUCGAUCGAAUUAUUCCUGCUCGGUCGAAUAAUCGUCGGACUUUCUGGCGGUUUAGCCACUAGUCUGCUCCCGAUGUACAUGACGGAAAUAGCGCCUUUGAAAUUACGAGGCGCCGUCGGGGUCUUGUGUCAAUUGGGUAUUACGUGCGGUGUGCUGGUAGGUCAAAUCGCUGGGCUUGAAACCGUCCUGGGCACUCCAGAAUCCUGGCACAUCAUGCUAGCAGCCUUCUCCCCGCUAUGUGUCGCUGCAUUAUUGUUAACCAUUGUUUUGCCAGAAAGUCCCAAGUAUUUAUAUAUAAUCAAGGGAGAACAGGGAAAGGCUCUGAAAGAACUUAGUCGUCUACGAAAUAUGAACAUAUUGCAUCAACAAAACGAGAUCACUAGUUUGCAAGAAGAACUGGCGAUGAAAUCAACAAGUUCAACGUGGAACAUUACGCGCGUGCUGAAUGAACCGACUGUGAGAUUGCCGCUGUUCUUAGUGUGCCUCAUGCAAUUCGGUCAGCAAAUCAGUGGCAUUAAUGCAGUCUUUUAUUACUCUAACACAAUUUUCCUCGGGGCUGGCCUCGGAAUUACCGGCGCUCAAUACGCGACUCUAGGCACCGGCGUUGCCAAUAUUGUGAUGGCAAUUGUCUCCGUACCAGUAAUGUUAUUAUUCAGCAGAAGGAAAGUACUGUUUCUGAGUUGUUACUUGUGUAUAGGGUGCCUCGUCGCUCUAUGCAUCUCCAUUGCAUUAAUCGAUGCACUCUCGUUCAUGCCGUGGCUUUGCACCGUCGCGGUGUUGGCGUACGUUGUAUUUUAUGGCAUCGGUCUGGGUCCGAUACCAUUUUUUAUCGGCUCUGAAUUAUUCGACGUCGGUCCCAGGCCUGCCGCGAUGUCCUUAGGCAGCAUGUUCAAUUGGGGAGGAAACUUCCUCGUCGGAAUGAUGUUUCCCUCGCUACAAGCUGUGAUCGGCCCAUAUGUCUUCCUCGUCUUUGCCACGUGCACACUAAUCCUAGUUCAAAUCAAUCAAGUCUACUUGCCCGAAACGCGAGGUAGAAGCACGACAGACAUAGCAGCAUCCAUGACUAAAGGUUUCAAAUCAAGACCGAACGCAAUACCCACAUAGAUCCGUCACUUGCACAUAACUCGAUUAAGUACUUUUUAUACAAUUUUUGAACGAAAUCUAUAAAUUAUCGAUAUCGCGACGCGCGAAUGACGAUUCGCGUAUUGCUCAUAAGUAUGCUAAUUGACCCGAUCACACAAGCGUUAAUUU
Linepithema humile (Argentine ant) is the source of this 2307-nucleotide messenger RNA. The record is from RefSeq and is a predicted model, not a curated record. NCBI's taxonomy places the organism in Eukaryota, Metazoa, Arthropoda, Insecta, Hymenoptera, Formicidae.